This is a messenger RNA of Acaulospora morrowiae, 363 nucleotides long. The record is from the annotation of a GenBank genome assembly. Lineage: Eukaryota; Fungi; Glomeromycota; Glomeromycetes; Diversisporales; Acaulosporaceae.
AUGGCGGCGGUUCACGGACGACCGUUCACAGGCGGCGGUUCACAGACGGCAGUUCACAGACGGCGGUUGACAGACGGCGAUGAUGUUGAGAUCAAUCACAAAUUUUCGAAAGUUCUCGGACGAGAUUCACUUUUCCAACUGCGGAUUUCUCUACGUUGCGGCAUCACCAUUGGUUAUUUUCUUCGUUACAAGAAAUCGACGUUGGAAGACGUGGAAAUACCAAAAAAAAAUAUUGUCAAAAAGCAACCAGUUAUUUCCAUCUCCGAUUUACUAGCUCUUCGACUAAUAAGUGAUCAAAUCAACAUCCACACAAGCAACUUACAAAAUAUAAACAAAUAUACCACGGUAUACCGUAACAAAUGA